Fusarium sp. VM40 is the source of this 1434-nucleotide messenger RNA. The record is from the annotation of a GenBank genome assembly. NCBI's taxonomy places the organism in Eukaryota, Fungi, Ascomycota, Sordariomycetes, Hypocreales, Nectriaceae.
AUGGCAGACCCAGAAAAGAAAGAGGAACCCCAAAGUGGCCCAAUGCUAUCUGAAAACUUCCAGGAAAGCAUGGAUACAGCAGACCAAUCUUCUCACACUAGCGAUCACACUAGCGAUCACACCAACGAUCAAGGCGGUCUGACCCCAGAGCAAGAAGAUAGGAAGAGGCUUUACGUCCUCUGCGGUUCAGCACUGAUGCAACUCCCCCUCUGGGGCUUUUGCUUGAGCUAUGGUGUUAUUGAAGAAUACUGGACCAAGGACUGGACCCUCCAAGGAGACAAAGCCAUCACUGGUAUUGUGGGCACCACAUCCAACGGUGUCAUUUACAUCUCCAUGCCGUUUCUGUUUGCCAUCUUUACUCGGUAUUGGGCCCGUUAUCGUAUCUGGGCAGAGCUUGUCGGCAUCGCCAUUGCGUUCCUUGGGUUUAUCCUGUCUUCGUUCAGUACUCAGGUUUGGCACCUACUGGUAACCCAAGGUAUACUGGCUGCAUUCGGGUGUACGCUCGUAUAUAGUCCGGCGACAUGUUCCCUCGGAGAAUGGUACGCCAAUCGUAACCGAGCUGUAGCAUACGGCAUUAUUCUCUCCUGCAGAAACAUUGUCGGAUCUACCUGUCCGUUCCUUAUGCGAUACCUUCUUGACCAGUAUGGCUUCCGGUGGACAAUUCGAAUCUGGGCUUUCAUCGUGGCCGGCUCUGGUCUGCUCUCCAUUUGUCUUGUGCCAGUACACCCUUCCAAGAUGACGCCCCGCAGUGAGAAACCCCCUCGUAUACCGUGGACCUUUCUUAAGCACCGUGGUAUAUACAUAUAUUUCGUUGCAGUUACCCUUCAAAGCGCAGGGUAUUGUCUCCCGCAGACCUAUCUUCCGACCUUCGCUAGCGAAUUCAACAACUCUAGCCAAGCUAUCUCGACCCUUCUUCUCACCUUACACAACAUCCCAGGCAUUUUCUCGUGCUUCUUCUUUGGCUGGCUUACGGACAACAAGUAUCACCAAUUCUCCGCUGCAAGCACGACCUGCCUAUCCGCAUUCGCCUCAUCUGCGUCAGUCUUGUUGUUCUGGGGCUUAGCUAUCCAGGAUAGCGUUGCCAUGGUUCUUGUUUUCGCAAUCUUCUUUGGCUUCUUUGCUGGCGGUUACAGUGCAACGUGGGGAGGCGUCGUGAAAGAGCUUGAGGCCGAAGCGGAAGACCAUGGCGAGACUAUCGACUCCAGCCUGACUUAUGGACUGCUCAAUGGAGCGCGAGGUAUUGGGUUUGUGAGUGGUGGCCUUGUAAGCAUCCCAUUACUGGACUCGGGACAUCCUGGCUGGGGCGGGAGAUUUGGCUACGGAACAAAGUAUGGUCCCCUUAUGGUAUUUACCGGAAUUGCUGUAGCGUUUGGUGGCUUGGGGAUGCUGCGGACGUUCAGGUUCCAUCGCCAGAAGACUGCUUCUUCGGCCUAG